GGAGCCAGCAAAAAUGCCAGGUACGUACUCCGGUCGCAGUCGCUUUUUUUUUCGUUUAGGAAGUCAACCUCUUGUAGCUUUUCCUUUUCCACACUGCACUUUUAUUUUUCCAAGUGAUAUAAUUCGCCUGCACCCCCUAGCUUCUGCAUUUCCUAGAAUUCGACUCUAAUGAUGAAUUUUGGUAUGGUGUGAUGUCCAACUUUACGUUUUUCACCAUUGCAUUCUGCACAUCUUUUUGAAUAAUCUUGUCGUACUUUUACAAAGUUUGAUUCCAAUACACAAAAAUGUUCCGGCAGCUGAACCAGGGCGCCCUGCAGGGCCUGAUGGACGAGCAGAUCCGUCAGAUCCAGCGGGCGGGCCAGGCGGCCUCCUCCCUCCUGUCCGUCAUCGUGCAGACGAUAUGGAUCGUGGUGGACCGCAUGAUCAUGCCGGUGAUGAGCCAGUACGAGCAACGAUCGCUUUUCAUCGGCUUCUGGCAGUUGCUUUCUUCCGAGCAGUUGCAGUUUUUGACGUUGAGAUCCUUGGUUUACUUCCACAAAGUGUACAACCUCUACUUCCUCGGCACCUUGGCCAACGCCCUCCCCUUCGCCUACGCGUACUACUGCAUUUCCGACGCCAUGCCGUGUCCGAGGAUACAGCAGCUCAUGAUCCGGGCGGCGAUGGCGGGGUUGUUCAUCCUGGCCUUCGUCAUCGCUUUUCUCGCGUACGAAAACUACUUCCUCGCCACCGGGUAUGCCUUGUUACUCCCCACCUGGCUCGGCGUCGCGUCCAUGCUGGCGCAGGUCCGGAUGCACACGCGGGGGGAGCAGACCUUCGACCCGCUGACCAACUACCCCGUGAUGGGAUUGGUCGGCGGCUUCGCCCAGUUCUUGAUGUUGUACGGGAUGAAGACCUUGACGUACACCGAUGCCUUGAUGCUCACGCUGGUGAUGGACCACAUUUCCGCCGGGAUUGUGGGCAGCUACUACGUGUCAGAAGAUAGAAAGGAAUUCCACUUCCGGUUCGUCAAGGAGUACGCGGCCAUCUUCGUGUUGCUCUUCUACUACUUUUCCGGCGAACCCUUGACCAAGUCCGAGGCCCCGGGGGUGGACUACACCACCGCUUUGUUCUUCUUCGGGUUCGCCAGGUUCAUGAUCGUGGCCAAGGCCAUGUGGGUGAAGCACCGGAUCGCGACCUACUGCGGGAAGCCGGAGGUGAAAUUCCCCACGGUGGAGCGGGUGGACGAUUUGUUUCUGCCCCGGAACGCCACCGUCGUGUCCGGUUUCGACACGGUCGCUCCGCGGAAGCACCGGUUUGACAAGUUUCCGCAGCCCAUCCUGUGGCAGAUGGACGCGCUGUGGGACAGCGGGCUGAUGGACGACCUGAUGCACGGAACCGGGCCGGGGGGCACGGUGAUGCUGUACGUGUUGACCGAUUAUCAAAUGUAAAAAUGUCUGGGUCUGGGAGAUUGCAAGAUUUGUCAUGCAUAUUUUGCAUGAUCCAUAAUGCAUGUAAUGCAUGGCCUAGCAUCACAGAUUUUUAGAGCGCUUCCUCAUGCCUACUCCGCAUGACAAAUGCCAUCUCCGCGGAGGACAAAAUCUACUCCUCUCACUGGUCAUGCAAUACAAAUUUUUUUCGAAUCCAGAGACAGCAUCACAAGUUCCAACCUUCCAGACUCAGACACUUUUACAUUUGAUACCGAUUUCGUCUACACCAUGCCUUUGUUGGCGAUCAUGUCGUGGCAGUUCGAGUUCGACACCUUGGCGUUCGGCUUUCUCCCCCCCGCGUACGGGUUGGUCGCGGGCACGCCGAUCGGCACGAUGAGCGAGAAGGUGACGCAGUUGGAGGAAUCGGCGAAGAACAGCUACCUGGAACAACAGAUGUCCGACGGCGACGUGACCGCGUCCGGCGACUACCCGAUGAGCGAGGUGUGGAAGGCGGUGGGGUACUGCGCGCUGUACUGCGCGAUCCGGUUGAUGUACCCCUUCACCGUUUCGAAGACCUGCUGGGACCGGGGCUGUUCCCCCCCGGAUUGGGCGUCGCGGUUUCUCUACCUGGGGAGCAUCUACUUCAUCUACGACGUGAUCGUGCUGCACGCCGGGGUGGAUGCCAUGGACAACCGGUUCCCCCGGUUCCGCUUGGUCCUGGCGAUCUCCAUUUUCAUGGCCAUCGCGCUGCUCCGGUCGAGCUACUGGAAGGUCUUCAAGAAGAAGUACUAUCUGCUCGCCACCCGCUACCUCCACUACGUCCAGCCGUCGUGCGUGCGGACCCCGGCGAAGGAGCUGUUGGUCGAUUUCGCGAACAACGUGGCGGUGGAAGACUACGGAGUCCUCCUGCUCGACUGCGUCAUCACCCACGGGGCGAACAUCGCGCAAAUCGCCCGGUCCUCCGGCUACAAAAUCUGGGAUCCGAAGCCCUCCGCCACCGCCGCCUGGAAGCUGGCCGGGUCUCUGGUGAUGCGCGGGAUCACCGCGCAGAAGAAGAAGGCGUCCCACGAGCUGAACUGCAAGGCGCAGGUGAUCCAGUGGAUCAGCGACACGCUGUACGCAUGCGCGAGCGAGGCCGUUGACUCUGCGACGGGGCACGGGAAGCGGUACAUGCUGUGCGCCGCACACGCGAAUAUUGCAGCCAAGGAAAGGGUGUUCCAACGGCUGCGGAAACUCGUGCACGAUUCCAACACGAAGAAGGCGUUGGUGCGGGACGGGACGCUGUCGCGCGCGCCCUUGGUGCUCGCCACCUCGCGCGGGAUCCUCCGGAACGUCGACACGGUGGCGAGCAAGGACGACAUCAAAACGCUAGAGAAGUUGAAACUGCGGAACGCGAUCGCGAAGGAAAUAUUCGAAAAGACGCUGUCGACGAAAUAUGCCUCGAUCAAGAAGGUGUCAAAAGACGCGGACCUGGAACUCCCGGUGGAAACCGGUGGAGGGGGGAAAAAGGCCCACGACGACAGCUCCGGAUCCGCGUCCCGGCAGCACAGCGUCAACCUGGGGCCCACGUCGACGGAGUACACCAGCACGUCGCUGGACCAGGGCCCGGCGGAUGAUGGUAUCGAAAUUCAUCUGAUCGCCGAUUGGUUCAGUUGAAGUGUUUCUUGUUGAAGCUGUUUUUUUCGUUGUUUCGUUCUUGUUUUCUACUCAGCAUCAAAAAUCACAUAAGUAAUUCUGUGAAGGAGUACAAGAGCGAGUGAAUGAUCAUAAACAUGAAAAAUUGCAAAAACAUGACUCAACUCUCAGGUGAGAGAGUAGACGUUCUCGAAUCCAACGGGAUGAUGUGGUCCAACAUUUUCGCCCUCGCGCAAGAAGAGCAGCACGGCCUCGCAGACAGCAAGAGCAGAAAACAUUCCGGCGACGAUUUGAGCGACCAUAGCAGUGACAACAAGUCGGAGAGAGACGAGCACAAUAAAGAGGAAGGUGAAAAGAAAGACGAGGGCGUGGAGCUGGACCUGGUGAAACUCGCGCAACUGGCGGAUUCCGACACGAGAUUGCGGGACUGGCGCGCGAACUACGCCGGGAGGGGGAUGAUGACAUUAGGCUACCAGUGCAUUGAGCAGGAGAAGGUCCCCAGCGCGAAGUGCGUCGUCCGCGGUUUUGGGAAUGGCAAUGAAGGGCAACUGGGGACCAAGUUCCGGUACCGGGGGGAAACGAGACCCAUGGACAUCGAGCGGUUUCACGGGAAGGACGUGGUGCAACUGCAGACCGGGAUCGCGCACUCCUUCACAUUGCUGGCGGGAAGUGGGAACGUGAUGGCCUUCGGGUCCAACCGCGCGCUGUGUUUGGGCUUGCGGAGUGAGAUCCACGGGACGGCAGAGCCGUACCUGUCGAGGGGGACAAGAGACGAGCACGUCGUGCAAGUCGCCACCGCGAAAACGGGGACGCAUACCCUUUGCUUGUGCAACAAUGGUAUAUUCAUAAGAAUUUUUUUUGAAAAAAUUACGGAGUUUCACUUUCAGUUUUGUUUUCUUAUGGAGGAGAAAGAACAGAUCCGAAGUUGAACUCCCAAGUUUCAUUUUUCAAUUUUGAACACCAAACUACUUCUUCUAGGUGGCGUUUACGUGUUCGGGUCCUCCGCCUGUGGUGCCCUGGGGCUUGAGCUCGACUCCAUUGACCCCAACCACCAGGGCGUGGCGAAAUUCCACGAGCGGAACCGAAAUCCGGACGGUUCCCGGAGUCACACGGUGUACCAAAAUUCCCGGCCCGUGCUUUUGCGUAUGACCCGCACGAUCCCCAUGAAGCAGGUGGCGGUGGGCGCCCGGUUCUCCUUAUUGAUUGCAAAUAUGUCUGGGUCUGGAAGGAGACAAACUUGUGAUGCGCAUUUCAGAAAACAGAAAAAUCUUUCAUGCAUAGGUAGCAAAAGCUGCCCACUCUCUGUCACCAAAGUGGAGGAUUUGUCAUGCGGAUUCGGCUUUGCGGAAGCUUCUCGAAACCUGUGAUGCUAGAGCUUCCAUGCCAGACCUACCGUGUCAUGCAAAAACAGCAUGACUCUACUUCCAGACCCAGACAUAUUUGCAGUCCAUACUCCUGCAUGAUCGACGACGACGGGGUGCUGUACGUCUUCGGCGACAACUCCCGGGGGCAGCUCUAUUACAGUGAAAAGUGCCCCCCACCCCUGAAAUUGCAAAAAUUUGUGAUGCGAAGUUUCCAAAUGAAAACUUUUUGCCAUGCAUGAAAGGAGUAUGAAUCUUUCUGAUUCUGAUGCAGAGUCUGACGUGUAUCGCAUCGCUUGCAUGACAAGCGCCGCUCUUGCUGGGGUCUUUUGCAAUACAAAUUUUCGCUAUUCACGGUUGGAAACCUGUGAUGCUGAUAGAUGCAAGAGGACGAAUGUUUCAUUUGGAAAGGUUUGCAAUACAAAUGCUCCCAAGUUCGGGGGUGGGGGCAUUUUUCAUUGUAAUAAGCUCGGGAUAGAAAACAUGUCCCUCGACACGGCGCACGUGCACGCGACCCGCAAAACAAAUUUCGACGCGCAAACCCUGCUGCAGAAGGGCAUGCGCGCAAACAACAUGUCGCCCGGGAAACGGGGGCCGGCGAACCCGAGUCUGGGGGAGAACCCGCAGUUCGCAAAGGAUUUCCGAAACACAGAUUUGAUGAGGAUAGGCUCGAAGAUGCUGCCGCGGAGCGUCACACAGCCCAUGGCGCUGCCGGAAAAAAUUAGAUGGCGACAGGUGUCUAUGAAUAUGAACUUUCAAUUCACUUCUUAUUUCAGGUGCACGUAGAUGUACCUGAUGUCCUGCAUCGACAUCCUGAAUCAAUGCGUGCUGAAUUGUUCGUGAAAGAAUGUCGUCAAGCUGAUAGAAUUAUUGACUUUCAAGCUUCCUGUCCGUACUACACAAUUAAUCACAAAUAACCCAAUCGCUACAACAGGUUAUCUGCGGCGACGAGCACGUGAUCGGCCUGGACGACAGCGGGAAAUUCUACGGCUGGGGCGGCAACUCCGCCGGGCAACUGGGAAUCGGCAAGUCCACGGACCAGUACCGCCCGCAACAGCUGAUCCGCCUCGCGGAGGAGAAGCACGUCAUGACCGCGUGUGGCAGCAACCACACGGUGAUCAUCACCGAGAACCUGCGCAUGGGGGCCAACCCGCGCGUGGCGGUGAUGGGCAGCAACGCGUUCGGGCAGUUGGGCUUGGGCCGGGAGGACCCGGGUCGGGUUUAUUAGAAUGAAAAAUGCCCCCCCCACCCCCAGGUUGGCAGUAUUUGUAUUGCAAACCUUUCCAACAGAAACAUUCCCCGUCUUGCAUAUCUCAGCAUCACAAAUUUUCCAUGCUGAAUAGGUCAAAUUUGUGUUGCGAAGUAGUCCAACAGCAGCCGGAUCUGUUAUGCACAAGGCACCUUGCGCACCCAGAUUCUGCAUCAGAAACGCUCGCAAUCCUUUUGUGCAAGACAAAAAGCUUUCAUUUGGAAACUUUGCAUGACAAACUUCUGCAAAUUACGGGGUUGGGGCAUUUUUCAUCGUAAUAGCGUUUGGCCGACGUUUAUGAACCUGAACGAGGAGUUUGGCGGCUUCCUCGGAAGUAUGGAUUGCAAAAAUGUCUGGGUCUGGAUGAUUGCAACUUGUCAUGCUAGAUCUGAAUCAGGCAAAAAACUGUGUUGAAUGAUUGCCAAAGGUUGCGCACUUUUGACCUAAUCGAGAGGCAGUUUCUCAUGCAGGAUAGGUAUUAGAAAGGUCCCGCAGAAUCUGUCAUGCUAUGUCCUACAUACCAGACCUCAUGGGUCAUGGAAAACCUCCAUGACAAGUCUGGCAAUCUUCCAGACCCAGACACUUUUGCAAAUCAUAGGAACCGCGAAACGGGUCCCGAACCCCGGGAACUACUUCUGCUGGACCGCCGCCGCCGCGAACCACACGUUUCUAGUGACCCGACACGGCCAUCUGUGGUGUUUCGGGAACAACCAGCACGGGCAGCUCGGGUUUCCCAACGACGAGGGAAAAGACUGGGUGCUGUACACGCCGACCUUGGUCACGACGAUGACCCACAACGUCCGGAUGGUGUCGACCAGCGAGUCACACACGUUGAUUCUCGGGGGGUGAGGAGAACACAGGAUAGUAGUUGCUGGUGGACAUUCAUUUGCAACAGUUUCCUGUGGGAGAGGAAAGGCAACAAAAAGUUGUUGUGACCCGAAUUACAACUUUCCGGUGACGAGGAGCCCUAGCAGCGCUUUUCGACGAUCGUGGUGCGGUGGAUGGAGGUUGGGGAAUUGGUUUGCUUUCGUCACAGCUGCAGUACAUGCGGGAAGAAUAGCUCCGCGCCCUGUGACAAUUGCAAAUCGAACAGUUGGGAAAAGUGAGCAGACGAAAGGGCGGCAAAGGUGGAAACGUGUGGAGGUGCAUGGAGGUUUUUUUGAAAAAACCGAUUGCAAAUGCAAAUUGCACUUCAAGUGAUCAAGAAGUUCUUGCUGGGUAUAAUAGCAGUUCUUAGAGCUUUUUUUCGUGAUGAAGAGCUAAUAAUUGAAUGACAGACCGUGAACUUCUAAACCUGAAGAUGAUAGCACUGGCUGGCAGAGGUUAACGCCUCGGCAGAAAACCACACCUAAGGAUUCGAAACGAUUUAUAUAUACGUUGUCCUAUGAAACGGCUCGUAGAAGAUUUCUUGAUGAAGAACUUCGUAAAAUUGUUCGGUCGUCGUGCGCAUGUUGGAUUCGUUUUUCUAGACUCG
Messenger RNA from Amoebophrya sp. A120, 7125 nucleotides. The record is from the annotation of a GenBank genome assembly. Lineage: Eukaryota; Dinophyceae; Syndiniales; Amoebophryaceae.